This is a messenger RNA of Brassica oleracea var. oleracea, 1176 nucleotides long. RefSeq names its product B3 domain-containing protein At3g17010-like. The coding region runs from base 154 to 1056 and encodes 300 amino acids. The record is from RefSeq and is a predicted model, not a curated record. Lineage: Eukaryota; Viridiplantae; Streptophyta; Magnoliopsida; Brassicales; Brassicaceae. Gene Ontology annotation, molecular function: DNA binding. The transcript has 4 exons.
AGUUAAAAUACUUUGAAAAAGAAUAACUAGACAUACUUUUCUCACUUGCAGUACCAGAGAUAGAGAGAGCCAGAGAAACAGAGAGAGAGAGAGAGAGAGUGAAGAGGUUUUGAAUUUAGAUAGAAGAAGAAGUGUUGAAGGAGAGACAGAGAGAUGGGUUGGAACCGUGGUUUUGGUAGGGUGAAGGAUGAAAGAAAGAACUUGAGCUUCUUCAAGAUAUUCCAGAGUGCAGAUUUAUUCUCUGAAUCCAUGAGAGCGAUGCCUUACAACUUCAUGAAGAACAUCUCUAAGGAAGACUUCUCCUACAAGAUGGUGAUAAGAGCGCAGUGGGGAAGCUCAUGGGAAGUGGACAUCUCCAUGAACCCUAGGUUCUACUACAUGGAGAAGUCCGGAUGGAACCAGUUUGUAACCGACAAUGCUUUGGGAGAAAACGAGUUUGUGACCUUCACUCACAAGGGUCUUAUGCGCUUCAAUGUCAACAUCUAUGGGAAGAACGGCAAGGAGAUUGUCACACCUCGCAAACCCCACACAACGACUCCAUUUAGUGGGAUCAAGAAAGAAGAAGAUGUGAAGAAGGAAGAUGAGUCCAUGGGAGUAGGAGUUGAGAUCGAAGUGCAGAAGAAGAAGAGAGCUGUGGAGGUUGGUGAAUCUUCGAGAGGGGCUGCGCUCAAGAAGAAGAAAGCUGAGAAACCUAAACCAUCCAACAAGAAGAAGAAGAAGAUGAAGAGAAAGAAAGUCAAGAACGGUGUUCCAGAAUUCGAAAUCACCAUAACGAACUCAUACCUCAAGUUCCUGGCAAUCCCAAAGAAGUUUGAGGAGGCGUACAUCCCGGAUGAGUCUAAGGUGUAUAUGAUACAUCACUCUGAAGGGAAGGGUUCCUGGGAGGUUUUUUGCUUGGUGAGGCAGACUAGGACAAUCUUCUCAAGUGGAUGGUGUAGACUGGCAAGAGAGUAUCCUUUAUCGGUUGGUGAUAGGUGUACUUUCCACCUCGUCAAACCUGACGAGUUUGUCCUCACCACCAAGAAGGCCAGAGAGGAGAUCACUGUGAUCGAGUGAUGAAACUGAAUGUUUUAAGUGUCUUUUCAGCUUUCUUAUAUCUAAGGAGAAGCAUAUCGCUUUUAGUUUAUGUGUUGGGUUUCUGAGUUUGUAUUUGUCUAUGUUCCCCUGACUUUAACU